This is a messenger RNA of Brassicogethes aeneus, 2334 nucleotides long. The record is from the annotation of a GenBank genome assembly. NCBI's taxonomy places the organism in Eukaryota, Metazoa, Arthropoda, Insecta, Coleoptera, Nitidulidae.
UUGUCUCAGUAGAGGAUUGGCUUUCGUGUCAAUGCUGUAAACGUGAAAUGAACUUCUUAGUUUGGAUUUUUGUGGUGGCGGCCUUAACAGCCGAUGCUGCGACCGCCUGGAGAUACAGGAGAGCCGCUCAAAACGAAUAUAAAAUGUGUGUACCAAAUCAUUUUAUUGAGUUAUGUAAGGAAAUGGUUAAAUCAGACACAAAAAGUUCAGCCAAAAUUGUUUGCAUCCCUGCAAGAGACAGGAUCGAAUGUAUAGAUAAAAUAAAGGAAAGAUUGGCGGAUUUUGGUGCCUUUGAUCCCGAAGAUAUGUACGUAGCAUCAAAAGUGGAAAAUCAGGAUUUUGCUGUUUUCGAACAAAUAAGAACAAGAGAAGAGCCCGAAGCCGAGUUCAGAUACGAAGCAGUAGCCAUCAUUCAUAAGGAUCUAAAAUUAGACAGUCUCAAGGACUUGAAAGGACUCAACUCAUGUCAUACAGGCGUGGGACGUAAUGUGGGCUAUAAAGUCCCGCUGACCAAGUUAAAGAACAUGGGAAUUAUAGGUCAAUUAAACGAACCAGAUUUAUCCCCGAGAGAAAAUGAGCUUAAAGCUUUUUCAACGCUUUUUAAUAAGGCUUGCAUCGUCGGAAAAUGGUCACCUGAUCCAAAAAUCAACUUAAGAUUAAAGAAAACUUAUCCAAAUCUGUGUGCUCUUUGUGAACAUCCUGAUAUUUGCGAUUACCCUGAUAAUUUCUCUGGAUACGAUGGUGCUCUACGUUGUCUUGCUCAUAAUGGUGGACAAGUGGCUUGGACUAAAGUGAUUUAUGUUCGCAAAUUUUUCGGUCUUCCUGUAGGAGUAACCCCAACUCAAAAAACCAACGAAAACCCAGAAGACUAUCGCUACCUUUGUCCUGAUGGUACUCGCGUACCGGUCACAGGCAAUCCAUGCAAAUGGGCAGCACGCCCAUGGCAAGGAUAUAUGGCUAAUUCUGCCGUCGUAAAAACCAUCGAUGAGCUACGAAAAAAAAUCGAAAACCUAGGUUCUGUUGGCAGCCAAAACCAUUACAAGUGGUUGGAAAAAAUCCUUGAAUUAAGCGACAAAACUUUGCCUAAAGAAAGCAAGGUGAUUGGACCUGGGGAUUAUUUGGAUAAAGCUAACUAUACCGAUGUUUUGGAAAGGGAUUAUGGUCCUCCUUUUAAAACUAUAAGAUUCUGUGUUACUUCAGAUCGGGAAUUAAAUAAAUGCAAAGCUUUCAGUAAGGCAGCGUUUUCAAGAAACGUUCGUCCACGCUUCGACUGCGUGGAAGAAAAAGACGUGUUUGAUUGCCUUAAAACAAUCCGCGAUAAUGGUGCCGAUAUAAUCACUUUGGAUGGCGGAUUGGUUGCUAAAGCUCAAGCUGAGUAUAAUUUGAAACCCAUUGUGGCUGAACAGUAUGGACCUCUCGGUGGUUCUUACUAUGCCGUGGCGGUAGUUAAACGAAAUUCUUCUUACAAGAGUUUCGCUGAUCUUAAAGGAGCAAAAUCUUGUCACACGGGUCUGGGUCGUACUGCUGGAUAUAACGCACCUUUGUACACCUUACUUAAACUAAAUUUAAUCAAAAAUGAUGAAUGUCCUUAUCCCAAAGCACUUUCCGAUUAUUUCAGUGGUGGUAGUUGCUUACCAGGAUCUAAAGAUCCAAGAUUUAAACUGCCGGGAGAUGUAUCAGAAAAAUUGUGCACGUUGUGUGGUGGAGACGUAGAUAAAAAAGAUAUUAAAAAAAAAUGUAACUUUGAUCAAUCUGAGAGUUACAGCGGUUACACUGGGGCCUUUAGAUGUUUGGUGGAAAGUGGAGGAGAUGUUGCUUUCGUUAAACAUGUUACAGUCCCAGGAAACACAAAUGGAAAAGUCAGUGACAGUUGGGCAGCAAAUUUGAAAUCUUCCGACUAUGAGCUGCUUUGUCCGGAUGGUGGAAGAGCAUCUGUUGAGGACUACGAAAAAUGCAAUUUAGUUGAAGCACCACCUCACAUGGUCGUUACUGGUAAUUCAAAAUCUGAUUCCGACAUCGAUGAAAUUAGAAAUGCUUUAAUUUCCGCCAGUAGUUUGUUCGGCGGCAGGCCCGCUUGGUUCAGGCUUUUCGGCGACUUCGACGGCAAGAAGGACUUGCUUUUUAAGAAUUCAGCAACUGGUUUAAUUUCAAUUUCAAAGGAGUCUGAGAUCCAGAAGUCCUACUCCAAGAUUUUGUCAGUAGUUAAUGGAUGCAACUAGGGAUUAUUUAUAUUUCUUACAUGAAUAAAUACAAAAUAAAUUUGCUAUACUAGGUUCUUGUUAAAAAUAAAAAUUGAAUAACAAUUCACAUUCCUUGUUUCAUUGUUUUUGGAAU